AACAGUAAACAACAGGUAAAUAAUGAACUUACGUGAAAGAAAUUAUUGUGAAACAUGUACGUUAGGAACAGCUGUUGUUUUGUUUGGUGGAUUCCUUGUUCAUUUGGCGUUAGGGGCCAUGUACACAUUUGGGAAUUUCGCCCCAUAUUUCAUUUCGUACAUACGAAACCGUACGGAUGAUACAGAGAUUAGAAAUGUUGACAGUUUGUGGAUAAAUGCUGCCGGAACGAUUGGGAAUUGCCUUGGUCUAACUGUCGGUGGAAUCUUUGCGCUCAAAUUUGGAACCAGAAUUGCAACCUUUAUUGGAGCUGUCGUUUUCUGUGGAUCUGUAGCUGCGAGCUAUUUCACUGUAAACGAUUCGUUUAUAGCUCUUGUACUGACCUAUGGGUUGACAGGCUAUCUCGGACAUAAACUCACAUACGGAACACCGGUCCAAACAGCCAUUAAGUGGCUUCCUGAACAUUCCACACUGGCUGCAGGGAUAAUCGUCAGUGGAACUGGUGGUGGCUCCCUCAUAUUUAACCAAGUCAUAACAGGAUAUAUCAAUCCAGAUAAUCUAUCUCCAGACUUAACUACAGAAGAUGGUGGUAGAUAUUUCACCCAACCAGAGUUACUUGGUAGAGUACCGACUUGCUUUCUUGUCCUCGGUGCAACUUACUUUGGUCUACAGCUUAUUGGUAUCGCAUGUUUGUCAGACCCACCUCCAAAUAAUCAACAGGUCUGACCAACAUGAUAUAUUUUAUUCAGUUAGCAACCAAUAAGCAGAACUGCAUUACCCCAUAUUUUAUAUGGGAUGAUAUGUUAAGCGAAUACAAGCACUUUAGAAUUAUUUGCCACACAAUCCUUUCUCUCUUUUAAUUUGCGAGUUUUACGAACGGUACGAUUACCUUUAGUCUGUAAAAUUAAAUGGUACACUAGAAAAAUGCUGCAUUGAUAUGAGUUGCACAACAUGCUCUUAAAAUGUGCUUAAAUCUUCUAUACAUCUUACAGUUUUGAUACAGAUAAAUCUCAAUUACUCGAACAUGAGACACUGGACAUUCCGAAUAAGUCAAGUAAUACAAUUGUUUUACACAAUAUUCUCCAUACAUUCCUGUGAAAGCUCAAACAUUGGUAAGUCAACACCCGAUCAACACCCGAUCCCAGUGACUCAAAAAUGGUUUUCAAACAUCUUUAUUAUGCAUUGUAUCUGUAUUUAGCUAGACCUUUUAAGAUUUGAGGCAAGAUGAAAUUUGCACAGACAGUUUGCGGAAACGGCGUUGAAAAUUUUAUUUUUGUAAUUACACAAUAGAUCUACGAAUGUAAUGUCCAUUCGUUAUUUAUUUUUUAAAAAAUCAUAUAUACAAUGCUUUUUUUUCUUACGGACGACUUUUGCAUCCAUAUAUUGACUGGUUUAAAAAAUGCGCCAACCCACAAAUAAUGGAUAUCAACUGCCUUUCGAAGUUACUGUUAAUAUGUUUCACUAAUAAGUAUUACUGCAGCAAUGUGAGUAGUAAAGUUUAAUUUUUGUCAGUUUGAACAACAUAUGUCUUUCACCGAUUCUAAUUGUGUUUAUCGCAACUCUUUUUGCUUUGCAACUGUUCAAUCAUUUGCAACAGUUCAGUCAUCAGCUAAACUUCUUUCGACUAACGUAAU
Molecule: messenger RNA, 1632 nt
Organism: Mercenaria mercenaria
Lineage: Eukaryota; Metazoa; Mollusca; Bivalvia; Venerida; Veneridae
Exons: 5
Coding region: 23-724 (233 amino acids)
Source: RefSeq, a predicted model, not a curated record